AAAAGAGCUUCGGAACUACAUCUCUUAGUUGAACCAGCCAACCGAGCAGAUCAAUCAAAUCCGAUCAAUCAAUCAAUUCAAUCAAUCAACCAGCCAACCGACUAACCUGCCCUACUCUCUCUGUUUUUUUUUUCCAUUGCCAUGCCAAUAAUUGACGCAACAAGCUCCAUCAAGGUCCCACCCCCACUACUGCUUCUACUAACACCUCCACCACCAAAACACUACAUAUACCUACCCCCUCCGUCCCCGCCAUGAAUCCUUCUCUCUCUAAGUUUAUGCUUGCACAUACUCCAAAACAUAUCCUCGAUCCCCAGCCCACCAUGAACACUCCCCUCAAGCUCAACACCGGCGCCACCAUCCCCGCCCUCGGCCUGGGAACAUGGCAGUCCGCCCCCGGAGAGGUCAAGGCCUCCGUCAUUCACGCCAUUGAGGCUGGCUACAGGCACAUUGACUGCGCCUACUGCUACCAGAAUGAGGACGAGGUCGGUGAGGCCAUCCAGGACGUCAUCAAGAGGGGCAUCGUCAAGCGCGAGGACCUUUUCAUUACCAGCAAGCUCUGGUGCACAUUCCACACCAGGGCCGAGGAGGGUCUCCAGAAGAGCUUAGACUUGCUCAAGUUGGACUAUGUCGACCUCUACCUUAUGCACUGGCCCGUCCCCAUGAACCCCAAGGGAAACCACCCUCUCUUCCCCAAGCACGAGGACGGCUCCCGUGACAUCGAUCUCAGCAUAACCCACAUCGACACCUGGAAGGGUCUCGAGGCGCUGAUCAAGAAGAACCCCGACAAGGUCAAGGCCAUCGGUGUCGCCAACUACUCUGUCAAGUACCUCGAGAAGCUCCUCGCGCAGGCCACCAUCGUGCCCGCCGCCAACCAGAUCGAGAACCACCCUCUCCUCCCCCAGCAGGAGGUCGUCGACUUCUGCAACGAGAAGGGCAUCCACAUCACCGCGUACAGCCCGCUCGGCAGCACGGGAUCGCCGCUCUUCAAGGACGAGACCGUCCUCGAGGUCGCGAAGAAGCACAGCGUCGGCGCCGGAACCGUCCUCCUCAGCUACCAUCUCGCACGCAACUCUUCCGUCCUCGCCAAGUCCGUCACCCCGGCUCGCAUCGACGAGAACCGCAAGCUCAUCACCCUCGACUCUGAGGACCUCCAGAAGCUCAAGGGUCUCUCUGCCAACGGUGUCACCCGCUUCGUGUACCCUCCCUUUGGCGUCAAUGCUGGAUUCCCAGACAAGCCCGAUGGCAUCGACCUCAGCGGUUAAGUGUCAAAUUACGUUUAAAAAUAGAAGAGAAGGUAAUGAUUUGUUGGGAUGGAAUGUUUUUAUGAUGGUGUAUACCCCACUUCGCCUUUCACCAAUUGUAGAAAGAAUUUUUGAGUAUAUGAUUGGAAUAGAUAGGAGGAGAAAAAAUGAAUACAACUAAACAUG
Molecule: messenger RNA, 1427 nt
Organism: Aaosphaeria arxii CBS 175.79
Lineage: Eukaryota; Fungi; Ascomycota; Dothideomycetes; Pleosporales
Product: Aldo/keto reductase
Exons: 3
Coding region: 252-1262 (336 amino acids)
Cellular component (GO): cytosol
Molecular function (GO): aldose reductase (NADPH) activity
Source: RefSeq, a predicted model, not a curated record